Molecule: messenger RNA, 1824 nt
Organism: Hyphopichia burtonii NRRL Y-1933
Lineage: Eukaryota; Fungi; Ascomycota; Pichiomycetes; Serinales; Debaryomycetaceae
Gene: KNS1
Product: serine/threonine protein kinase
Exons: 1
Coding region: 1-1824 (607 amino acids)
Biological process (GO): protein phosphorylation
Cellular component (GO): nucleus
Molecular function (GO): ATP binding; protein kinase activity
Source: RefSeq, a predicted model, not a curated record
AUGUCAUUAAUAAGUAAUCGGAAAAGACCCAGAGGGUUGAGCGAAACAUUUGAUAAUUCUAAAGGAAAAUCGAAUCAACUGGAGUCAACCAAUUCCGAUACCUCAUCCCCUACGAAUACUAAUAAUAAUACCUUGACUUUUUCACUUGAAUCUUCCAAUACUACCUUGAAUGAUUUAAAGUAUCCCCGUAUAAAUGAAGAUGUAUAUAUUAUUGAAGAUGAAGCUAAAGAAGCAGAAGAGGAAGAUGAUGAUAUUAUCAUAUUAGAAGAACGGGCAGUAGAAAAUAAUUUUGGGCCCAAACAAAGACGAAAUAAUUCUGAUUCGAUACUUUCAUUAGAUCUGGAAUCAUUUAAUGCUUAUAAUAUGUUUAAUGUAAACCAAGUAAUGAAUAAUGAUAAAAUGAACUUGAAAAAACAACGAACCAAUUCUUUACCCCAAUUACCCCAAGCCAAAUGUUUUUAUAAUAAAAUCCCCAGUAAUUACAUCUUAAAAGAAGAAAAAUUGGGGGAAAUUAAAACCAAUAUAAUUCCCUAUAAGUUAAAUUUACCUAAUUGUGAUGAUAAAGAUGGCCACUACGUGAUUCGAGUGAAUGAUUUAUUUGCCAAUCGAUAUAUUAUUGUUAAAUUAUUAGGACAGGGAACUUUUGGUAAAGUUGUUGAAUGUUUUGAUAAAAUUGCUAAAGAAUUAGUGGCGAUUAAAAUCAUCAGAAAUAUCCCCAAGUAUCGAGAUGCGGCUCGAAUUGAAUUAAGAAUCUUAUCAACUUUGAAAAAAUACGAUGAAGAUAAUCAAAAUCACUGUAUUCAUUUAAAAGAUUGUUUUGAUUAUAGAGGACACAUUUGUAUUGUUACUGAUUUACUUAAGAUUAGUUUAUAUAAUUUUUUGGAAAAUAAUAAGUUUAUUCCGUAUCCGGGGAGUCAUAUUCAAGCCAUUUCCAAACAAUUGAUUCGAUCGGUGAGUUAUUUCCACGAUUUGAAUCUAAUCCAUACCGAUUUAAAACCCGAAAAUAUCUUACUCCAUGAUGAUUCAUAUCAGCGGAAAAAAAUCACUUCUAAAACCAUUAUCUCGAGUUAUUUGAAGUUAAAUUUCAAUGAACAUAAGGAAAAAUUACCGGUCACCACCAAAAUACUAAAUGACCCCUUGAUCCAAAUCAUUGAUUUUGGUAGUGCUAUUUUCGAUGAUGAAUAUCACUCAUCCAUUGUGAGUACCCGACAUUAUCGUGCCCCCGAAAUUGUUUUAGGAGUGGGAUGGUCUUUCCCCUGCGACAUGUGGUCGGUGGGGUGCAUUUUGGUGGAAUUAUUAAUUGGAGACCCUUUAUUUAGAACUCAUGAUAAUUUAGAACAUUUGGCCAUGAUUGAAAAAAUUUGCGGAUAUCAAAUUGAUAAAUCAAUGGUUAAAAAACUGAAGAGGAAAGAAAACGAAUGCGGGUUAAAAUAUUUCACUAAUAACUAUCAAACUGAUGAAAGUGAUUCAGAAGAUUCCGACGUUAUUAUCGAUGACGAAAUUUAUGAGGAUUCUUCUUUCAAGCUAAUUUUUCCUACAAUUUCCACCCCGUCCAAAUUCAUUGACGGGGUAAACCAAUUAAAUCGAAUCGAUUUGUACAUUAGUAAUAAAAUUGGUUUAAACAUUAAUUUUGAUUAUUCGUUAAAUGAAAAUUAUAAUAAUAAUUGCCAUUUAAUAAAUUAUGGUAAUUUUACCUUUUGGUGGUUUUUCAUUGACUUGUUGAAAAAAUUAUUCAUUAUUAAUCCUCUAGAUAGAAUCACCGCUCUAGAAGCUUUAGAACAUCCUUGGUUCAAUUUGGGUAUCGAAGAUGAAGGCACUAUAUGA